AUGGCUGAACACUUGGCCAUCUCGGCGUCUCUUAUUCACGAAGAAACUUUCCCCGUUUUAUUGAAAAACGGGACGAACGCUUUAAUCAGCGAUCCCACAGUAGAGCUGGCUGUCCUCCUGCCGACGCUUAUUAUUUCACCCAAGAAUUAUCAGAAUACUGUUAAAAUAAGCACCGCCAACCUUUUCUUGACUAUAUCAAGCUACGAAGUUAACAUUCGUCCACAAUUAUUACUCCGUGGUGAUAAGCAAAAGAGGUAA
This is a messenger RNA of Plasmopara halstedii, 258 nucleotides long. RefSeq lists its product as uncharacterized. The record is from RefSeq and is a predicted model, not a curated record. Lineage: Eukaryota; Oomycota; Peronosporomycetes; Peronosporales; Peronosporaceae. The transcript has 2 exons. The coding region runs from base 1 to 258 and encodes 85 amino acids.